Entrophospora candida is the source of this 244-nucleotide messenger RNA. The record is from the annotation of a GenBank genome assembly. Lineage: Eukaryota; Fungi; Glomeromycota; Glomeromycetes; Entrophosporales; Entrophosporaceae.
AUGUUUCAACAACAACUUAAAGGAUUGUUGACAAGUAGUUUAUAUUCUAAUAUUUUAGAUAACCCAAUAAAAUAUUCAUCAAGAACAUUAUUUACGUUAACAACUAAUCAAAGAUCUUUAAAUCCAAGAUUCAAUAAUCCAUCAUUUUUUUUAUCAUCCAGAUACUUAUCAGAUAGUUUGAAAAAAUCUUUAGACGAGACUGUAAAGAACAAUGAUGUUGUGUUGUUUAUGAAAGGCACACCUA